Mugil cephalus (flathead mullet) is the source of this 2554-nucleotide messenger RNA. Its product is annotated as SRSF protein kinase 2-like. Gene Ontology annotation, molecular function: ATP binding; protein kinase activity. Bases 356 to 2131 code for a protein of 591 amino acids. Lineage: Eukaryota; Metazoa; Chordata; Actinopteri; Mugiliformes; Mugilidae. The transcript is spliced from 15 exons. Gene Ontology annotation, biological process: regulation of mRNA processing; spliceosomal complex assembly; protein phosphorylation. The record is from RefSeq and is a predicted model, not a curated record.
AUGGGCUUCAUCAUUUAGACCCAGAGGCUGCUGCUGCUGCAGGCUGGGUCAGACUCCUGGCAUUCUGAAAAUCCCGUGGCAUCGCGCUGUUUUCCGUGUGAUAGCGGUAUAAGAUAGAUGCGGUCAGAAACACAGCGCGUAGCAGCGGGGGUCUGCUAUUCCUGGACCUGAGAGCUUCUCGGUGACACGGAGGACCGAGAGCGAGCGGAGCCGUGUCUUAUUCCCCGCUUUACAAAUAUAUUAAAAGUGGAUACAUCUCACCCAGGGUGUUUUUGUUACAGAUUCCUCCCUGAGUGCUGCUCUCAGCUUGGCCCCGUCUUCAGCAGUGCUUGAACUCAUCAGACUACAGUCAAACAUGUCGUCAUCCUACGCCGCUGCCAUAUCAGCCCUCCUUUCGUCCAGCUCUUCUAAUCCACUCGACAAACCCAGGCCACAACCCUCCCCGCUCACAUCAGGGAGUCCUAAACCCAGCAAACACACCAACUCCCCUCCGGCUGUACAGAAUCGCUCUCACUCGCCUGAGCUGCAGGGAUUCUGCGAGGAGCAACAGGAGAAUCCUGAAGACUAUGGCAUAGGUGGUUACUACGCUGUAGAAAUUGGAGAGAUUUUUGUUGAUCGUUACCAAGUUGUUAAAAAGUUGGGAUGGGGCCACUUCUCCACCGUGUGGCUCUGUUGGGACAUGGUGAAGAGGCAUUUUGUGGCUCUGAAGGUGGUGAAGAGUGCUCAAACGUUCACAGAGACGGCACUGGAUGAGAUCAAACUUCUGAAAUGUGUGAGGGACAGUGACCCCCAAGAUUGUAAACGUGAGAGAAUUGUGAAUCUCAUUGACGACUUCAGGAUCUCUGGAGCGAAUGGAGAGCAUGUGUGCAUGGUUCUGGAGGUUCUGGGCCACCAGUUGCUGAGGUGGAUCAUCAAAUCCAACUACACUGGCCUCCCUCUGCCCUGCGUUAAGAGCAUCCUCAGACAGGUCCUACAGGGGUUAGAUUACCUGCACACUAAAUGCAAGAUUAUCCACACAGACAUCAAACCAGAAAACAUCCUCCUGAAAGUGGAUGAGGCUUAUAUUCAAAAGCUCGCAUCCAACACCAAGCUGUGGCAGCUGCCUGCGUUCGCUGGUUCACCAUUGCCAGUGAACAGCGGACCCAGAGAGAAACAGAGCGUUUCCAAAUUACUGGGGAAGCUGACUGGGGCUUUCCACAAUCUUGGACAAUGGUCUAACAAGGUCUCCAGGAGUCCGAUUAAGAGGCUCACUAGGAAAGACAGAAGUCAACAGGGACAGGAGAGUGCAUCUGUCCCCAAACGAGACAAACCACACGUGUCGCUGUCUGAUGCCCCAGCUACAUCAAGCGCAGAGAAUGCCAGUUAUUUCUCUAAGCUCACGGCCUUUAACCUCAAGCUGAGGAGACAGACUCUGCUGUUUGAAGACGAGCUGCACUCAGCUCCACAAAGCCACAGACACUCUGUUUGCUCAUGGACAGAACUCAGCACAGACGCUCCCGUCUCCGGCUCCAGAUCAGUGUUAUUACAUCAGACUGCAGACAGAGGGCUUCCUCCAGCCUCACCAUCCUCUCCACGAGGUAUUAGUGACUCAGAUGUACUGCUGGAUCUACUGAAGCCUCAGAAUGCUGACAAAAUCCUCAUCAAGAUUGCUGACCUGGGCAAUGCCUGCUGGGUGCACAAACACUUUACUGAAGACAUCCAGACGUGUCAGUAUCGCUCUGUCGAGGUGCUGAUUGGUGCCGAUUACGACACACCAGCUGACAUCUGGAGCACGGCCUGCAUGGCUUUUGAGUUGGCCACAGGUGACUACUUGUUCGACCCCCAGUCUGGAGCCAAAUUCUCCCGUGAGGAAGAUCACAUUGCUCACAUUAUUGAGCUGCUGGGACCUCUUCCAUCACAGUUUGCCCUGUCAGGGAGAUAUUCCAAACGAUUCUUCAACCGUAAAGGACAAUUGCGGCACAUUUCAAAACUGAAACCCUGGAGCCUGUUUGAGAUACUGCUGGAUAAGUACGAGUGGCCACGUGAGGAGGCCGACCAGUUCAGUUCAUUUCUCUCGACAAUGUUGGAGCUGCAGCCAGAGAAAAGAGCCACAGCUGCCAAGUGUCUGAAACACCCCUGGAUCGCCUCCUAGACGCAUUCUGUGUUGUUAUUCAGUGACCAGUUGACUUUUUCUGUCACAUGGGACUUUGGUCCGCCGUGGGAGACAAACGGUGCUGGCAUCAUGAGCACAGCUUUCAUUAAUAUUUAUCAGCACCACCAGCAGCGUUUUCCCACACGGGCCUUUCAUUAUUUUAACUGGUGUCCAAACCAUGCAAAGCAAUGACCAAAGAGCAGUUUUGUCUUACAGAAAAAAAGUGCCUUCAUAAAAUAUCACAAACCUGAGUGUCAGUAAACCAGCAUAAGAGGAGUUUUAAUUGUCUUGAUAACCAAAUGUCUUUUACAUAUUUGUGGAAAACUGUGAAAAUGGAAUCAAAAGGGAAAGAGAAUUAAUAAACCAUAGUGGUUGCAACAGCACUCUUAUGAAACCCUAAUAAAUGAUGAAAUAUCAUUAAAA